AUGAGCGAACCGCGUGCGUUGGAUUUCUGGAAUCGGCUGUGCUCGAUCGCGGCCGACGCCCUGUAUGUUGAGUGCCAGCGGCGAGAGCUGGCACGGGUCCUUGGCAACGCCGCCGGAUCGGGCUUUGUGACUUUGCCGAACAUGCGAUGUGGCGGGUGGUAUGCCCGUCCUCGAGGGCCGGACUCCGGGGCGUCGGCACCCCUGCCAGUGGCUUACUUCCAGUCGAAGGACGGUCACCAUGGCCAGUGGACGGUGUCCCCGCGCAGGGCAAACCUCGGUGUGCUGGACCUGGCCGCCGGGCCGCUGGGUGGGUGUUUGUUGGUGGACGCGACGGCGAGCGCGCGCAAGGUCACCAGCGAUGCCCUGGCCAAGACGGUGCCCUUUUGGUGUGCGGUCAUGAACCGCACCGCGAUGCUGCUGGGUCUCGGUUGCCGGGGCGAGUGUCCGGCAUCGGGCUGCCCCGACGGGCCACCGACCUGCGAGUGUCUGCCGGAUCUGCCCGGUGGCCAGUCCCCCCAGCCGGGCCCAUUGGCAUGGGACUACGCCAGCCACCCGCUGGCCGAGCUGCACACGCAUCCCUCCAUCGAGCCCACCGAGCGGGAUCUCAUGCGCCGGGCCGUGCCGGCGGUGUCCCGACGGCUGAUUGGCAGCGCCCGGGCGCUGGUCGGGCUGGAGGACCCGCUUCAGCGCAUCCUCCGGGCGCUGGCCAGACGCCCGUUGGUGUCGACCUGGCUCGAUGCCCCGGGGCACUUUUCCGAGGCCCUGGCCGCCGGGGGCCCCCACCCCGCGGACGCUUACUGGACCCUCUGGUGUCUCGGGGCGUCGGGGUCCGAGCGCCCGGCCACCGAGGCGCUGGCCCGGCACUUGGCCCCGGGGCCCGAGGCGCUGGAUCCAGAGGACGCAGCUGUGGCUGCCCUGCUGCUAGACGGGCCAGGCCUGGCGUAUGACCAUGUCCGCGGGGCCGGAGACGACCACGAGCUUUGGUCGGACUUCUUCACCCCGGAGCUCUGGUGGGCGCACCGUCUCGAGCUGCUGGCCGCCGGGCCGGGCGGAUGCCUUCGCCUGGCUCGGCAGUUGGAGCUGGCGCGCCGUGUGCCAGCCACAUUGGCCGGCUUGGAGCCUGCCACGACGCUCGGGCCCGGGUCUGGUGAUGGUGAUGGUGAUGCUGCGGCUGCCCCUGCGGAUGUCUUGACCGAAGGCCGCUCCCGGUGUGCGGCUCCUUCGGGUCCCAUCCUAACCCCCUUGGACACCCUGCUGGCCGGUGUGACCAUCGGCCCAGCCGAGUAUCUGACCGCCGGGGAUCCGGCGGCCGGCACGUCCGACCGCCGGGUGCGCACCUGUCUGGCCGAUCGCCAGGCCUCGCCCGGGAUCGAACCCCCGCUGGGCGACAUUCACUUUUCAGUAACCAGCCAUGACCCGGCAGCUGUGCUGCUGUCUGCUCCGGCCCGAGGGGCGAUUGGCUGCGCGGCCGCAACGGCGCUGGCCAUCCUCACUCGGCUGGAGGUCCAGAGUGCUGGCCCGCUGCCGGCCCCCGGUGCCGGAGGCCUGCCCCUCACUGCCACCUGGCUGGCCCGGUGUGGCUUCUUCGACUCGGACAUCUUGACGGCUCUGCCGGGCAACACGAUGGACUUGCGCUUUAUUCCCGGCGCACAGGCCGAGUUACUUCGGCUUCUGGGCAAUGGCUGCCCAUGUGGAUUUUGCCUUGGUGACCUGCAGGGCUCCGCUCCACCGGGGCAAGACUCCGGCCGGGAUAGUGCGCCAGUGGGCCGGGCCCUGGCCGCGGCCCUGGCGCGAGUAGGUGCCACGCCGCCGGCCGGCCGGGUGGUGGUCAUCUGCUGUGAUCGCCGCGGGGGGAAGAUGCUUCGAGAUCGGCUCUUGUUCGCCAUUGACCAGUGCUUGCGGGUGGUUGGGCCAGCACUGGCCGUCGACGCUGGCACCAGCCCCGGCCUGCGGGCCGUCAUUUCGUGUGAUACCGGCACGGUGGUGGCCCCGCUGCUGGUGGCCGCGCUUCUGGCAGCCCCCGCCAUGGUUGAAGCCACCCCGGGUCCCGAGAUCUGCUGGCCGUCAAGCGGCCCGGCCCCGGUGUGCGUGCUAUUCGGGCACCGAUGCCCGGUCCCGGACCCUGCUGGCGGGCCGGUCGUCACGCGCGAGGCCCUGCAUGGAGCAUUGCUCCAUGUCACCGGGGCCUUCCCGGCGGCCGACAUCCCCCGGCCCCUGCUCACUCGGCUGGUUUUCUACUUCACCGGGCCGCGGCUUCACAUGCACAAGGCCCUCGACGAUGCGGCCCUCGCGCAUCGGCCUCCCCCACCGCCCCCCUGAGUGGGCUGCUCGCCACCACGCCUCCUGACCCACGACCAUCGGCCGGGGGCCAGGGGGCCAGGG
Messenger RNA from Fonticula alba, 2382 nucleotides. RefSeq lists its product as hypothetical. The coding region runs from base 1 to 2319 and encodes 772 amino acids. Gene Ontology annotation, molecular function: tRNA adenosine(64)-2'-O-ribosylphosphate transferase activity. Gene Ontology annotation, cellular component: cytoplasm. Gene Ontology annotation, biological process: charged-tRNA amino acid modification. Lineage: Eukaryota; Rotosphaerida; Fonticulaceae. The record is from RefSeq and is a predicted model, not a curated record. The transcript has a single exon.